Molecule: messenger RNA, 401 nt
Organism: Mercenaria mercenaria
Lineage: Eukaryota; Metazoa; Mollusca; Bivalvia; Venerida; Veneridae
Exons: 3
Coding region: 77-394 (105 amino acids)
Biological process (GO): transmembrane transport; lipid transport
Cellular component (GO): intracellular membrane-bounded organelle; membrane
Molecular function (GO): lipid carrier activity; ABC-type transporter activity; ATP hydrolysis activity
Source: RefSeq, a predicted model, not a curated record
UUGAUUCCUUAAUCGCAAUGUUCCACUUUUUUAAAUUAAUGCCAAUAUCUGAUAUUUGAACAUCAAAUGAAAAAUAAUGCAUAUACUUCAGGUAUUUGUUGGUGGACAUGAUGUGAGGUCAAGUUUGUUUAAUUCCUUUGGUGUCAUGGGGUUCUGUCCACAACAUGAUGCGCUAUGGGACAGUGUUACUUUAAAGGAGCAUCUGCAGUGUUUCUCAAACAUUAGAGGCAUAAGACCUGAUGAAAUCAACCCUUGCAUUGACUUUUACAUGAACCACUUUCAGCUGAAUGAGCAUGGUGAGAAGCGCUCAAAGAAAUUGUCGGGGGGAACCAAAAGAAAGUUGAGUUAUUGUAUAAGUAUGCUGGGUCAGCCAAGAUUUGUUCUCCUGGAUUAACCAUCUA